This is a messenger RNA of Strongylocentrotus purpuratus (purple sea urchin), 1502 nucleotides long. Its product is annotated as guanine nucleotide-binding protein G(t) subunit alpha-3-like. The coding region runs from base 207 to 1328 and encodes 373 amino acids. The transcript has 8 exons. NCBI's taxonomy places the organism in Eukaryota, Metazoa, Echinodermata, Echinoidea, Camarodonta, Strongylocentrotidae. Gene Ontology annotation, biological process: adenylate cyclase-modulating G protein-coupled receptor signaling pathway. Gene Ontology annotation, molecular function: GTP binding; G protein-coupled receptor binding; G-protein beta/gamma-subunit complex binding. Gene Ontology annotation, cellular component: heterotrimeric G-protein complex. The record is from RefSeq and is a predicted model, not a curated record.
UGACGAUAAGCCUACAAUCUUCGUUCACUGGUCGACAAUUAAUCAUCUCCGUAUUUAGCGGUCGAUUCCAGCACACCGAUGAACGUCUUUCCUUUUUCACGGAAUCAGUCGCCUGCAAUCAUUCCCGCUCAAGACGAGUCAACCUUUGACGAACGCACGCUAAUUAAGGAGCAAUCGAAAUAGGAGAAGACAGGGCGAGUAAUCGGAUGAAAGAAAUGGGAUCAAGCGCCAGUGUAAAGGUAUCUCCUAUAACCCAUCGGAGAGACACGGUUCAGACGUGCAAUCUGCAGGUCGCGUGGAAGAGACACAAAAAUAUUGAGAAAAUGCUUUAUGCUGCAAAGUUGGAGGCUUCAAGAACAGUCAAACUGCUACUACUUGGGGCUGGUGAAUCGGGCAAGAGUACAAUUGCAAAGCAGUUAAGAUUAAUACAUUUGAAUGGAUUCAGUGAGGAAGAACGUCUAGUGUUCAGGCUCAUCAUUCAUUGUAACGUGACCGAAUCUACGUUAGCACUCCUCGGUGCUAUGACCAAACUUGGCAUCAGUUUCAGCAAUCCGAAAAUAGAGAAUGACGCAGCAUAUCUCUACUCGUACAUGAACAUGACAGGAACACGUGACCAUGAAUUCACCCCAGAAUUGGUCCAAGUCAUUGACAGGAUAUGGAAUGACCAUGGCAUCCAGGAAUGCUACAAACGCAGCAAUGAGUUCCAACUCCUCGACAACGCAGGCUAUUUCUUCGGGAGAUUAUCUGCUCUCUCAGGUGAUAACUACAUACCGUGUGAUGAUGAUAUCAUCAGAGCUAGACUCAAGUCCACUGGAAUAAUACCUACGGAAUUCAAAUUCAGAAAACGAAGAUUUGUAGUUGUUGAUAUAGGUGGUCAACGGACAGAGAGGCGAAAAUGGAUACACUGUUUUGAUGACGUCACGGCUAUCAUUUACACAGUGGCGAUAAGUGCCUUCGAUCAGAAGUUGAGAGAGGAUCCGACAAAGAAUCGCAUCAGGGAGAGUAUGGACAUCUUUAAAGCGGUAUGUAACAGCGUCUGGUUUAAAAAAACAUCGCUAAUGAUCUUCUUCAAUAAAACAGACCUGUUUGAAGAGAAGAUCAAAACCGUUCCACUAACUGUCUUCAGCCCGGAGUACACAGGAUCCAAUAGCUCUCGCGAAGCAAGGAAUUACAUCCGUGACAAGUUUUUGGCGUUAAACAAGUUCAAACAUCGUCAAAUUUAUCACCAUUUCACCGUAGCAACCGACACACAGAAUAUUCAAUUCGUGUUCGAUUCUUGCGCAGACGUUAUCGUAAAAGGUUCCCUCGAAUCCAUCGGGAUGUUCUGAAGACAUGGGAGAAUUGCAUUGGUUCUCACUGGUUGUGUCGUGGAUAUGAAAGCAUCUGUGACUUCUCUGCAUUCCUGAAGUGGCCAAAUGGUUCGUCUACAUCAGUUAUUUGAUGCCCACUUUCUGUUGAAUUUGUAGGGAAUUGGAGUAGCAAAGUCUUCCUUAUAUGGGGAA